CAUCUAAUUUAGGUUUUGAAGUCUAUCUUAGGUUGUUCAUAUUAAAUAUUAAUUUAAAUGGCAGACCUUUAUCCCCUAACUAUGGUGUUAAUGGGGCGUACUGGAAAUGGAAAAAGUGCAACUGGAAAUAGUAUUCUUGGAAAGAAGUUAUUCAAGUCAAAGAGAAGUUCUACGGGCAUUACAAGUACUUCCGAGAUGAAAACAUGCGAACGGUCAGAUGGACAAGUAAUAAAUGUCAUAGAUACUCCCGGUCUAUUCGACUUAUCCCACGGAACAGAACACGUCACGAGGGAAAUAGUGAAAUGUUUGGAAUUAGUAAGGGAAGGCAUUCAUGCUGUUCUGUUGGUUUUCUCAGCGAAAAACCGAUUCACUCAAGAAGAAGAAGCCACCCUCAAAACCUUGCAAAAUUUAUUCGGAUCUACGAUUGUAAAUUAUGGUGUUGUAGUCUUCACUGGAGGCGACGAAUUCGAUGACGAUGAUGACGACGAUGAAGGCGGCACCUUCGACGAUUACUUGCUUGGCUGUCCUGUGGCCUUAAAGGAUAUCCUAGCCGCUUGCAAGGGACGGUAUGUACUUUUUGACAACAAGACCAGCAGCGGAAGCAAGAAGAAUGAACAAGUGAAUAAGCUUUUAGAUUUAGUGAAAGAAGUGAUGGACCAAAAUGGAGGACAAGCAUUUACACAUAGCUUGUUUCUUGCUAACAAGUUUGAGGACAAGGCGGAAGAAAUAAAACGCACACUUGAGAAGCAAAUAGAAGAAGAAAGAGAAGCAAGGCGUAAAGCGGAAGAGAAAUAUCAAGAGAUGCAAAAACAAUAUGGGAAUGAUAUUCAAAGACUCACUGAUUUGCAGGUACAGUUGCUAGAGCUACAACAACAUCAACAAGAAGUGCUAGCAAGAAGGCCACCUCGAGCUCCACCUAAAAUCGAAUAUAUUUGUACUAUUGUCUAACUACAUAUUAUUAUGAUAAUAAAUUUAUGUAACCACAUGAAAAAAUUAUAUAUAAUUGUGUGUAUAUUAUCACAUAAUAUAUGUGGUAAUAAUGGUUGAAUAAAUAUACGAAGAAAAUAAAAAGUAUUAUGAAUAUUAUAAUAAUAAAUAGAUGUUCAUUGCUUAGUGUCCCAAAAGUCAUGUGUCACUCUUCAUGUUAUCCACGUGCGUUGUAAUUAUUCAUGUUUGGCGUCCAUAUAAGUCCACAUCCUACUCGCCACUUUGCCUAUAAAUAGUGGCAUUUUGUGGAUCUUAAAAUCACACACACAUUGGACAAAUUCUAUAUAAAUUGGAGAAAGUGGAGAAAUUUGAGA
Molecule: messenger RNA, 1301 nt
Organism: Benincasa hispida (wax gourd)
Lineage: Eukaryota; Viridiplantae; Streptophyta; Magnoliopsida; Cucurbitales; Cucurbitaceae
Product: immune-associated nucleotide-binding protein 1-like
Molecular function (GO): GTP binding
Source: RefSeq, a predicted model, not a curated record